CGCACAUUGGUAUUGUUGCAUUGGGAUUGUUGUCUCCGUAUUGCUGACGUAUGGCAGGCCUACGGCAGCAUCAUAGUCUACUGUUGCGGCAGGUGUUUGCAAACGUUGCCAAGCAGUACUUGCAUCAAGUGGAUAAAGCGAACAGUGUCUCAACCAAAGACUUGUAUUCUCGGCUAACAAGUUUACACAGGCGCCCCUUCACCUCAUUCCAGAAAGAGCUGCCAGGAGACUCGACCUCACAGGCUUCUUAUUUGAGGGAGCUCAAUAGGCGAGGAGACUCUGAGGCUGUCGUGCGCAUCUUUGAGAGCGGCCAGGCUGCCAGCAAUGAGGCAACUUUGGGAGAGUAUGUCAAGGCUCUGGUAGCUGUUGACCGCCUCGACACCUCCUCUCUCAUACGCACCCUGCAGAGGGGGGCGCAGGCAGGCAAUGACUCAGCGCGGAUGCGAGCCGGAGAUGCGCCGUUGUACGGUGCGGCAGGCGGAGGCCAGGUGGGCGCUGCUGGGCUGAUUACCAGAGCUGGGGCGGCCAGCGUGCAGGGGGAACUGGGCAGCGUCAAGAACCCUGUGUACAUGAUGCAGGCGGAGCCGACGUUCCGGGCGCAGCUGUGGCGCACGCUGCGGACGCUGGCGGUGGCGUUCCUGGUGCUGAGCGGCGUGGGGGCCCUGGUGGAGGAGCGCGGCCUGACCAAAGGCAUCCUCAACAACCCGGACAUGCGGCCCCAGCUCGAGACCAAGACCAAAUUCGCCGACGUCAAGGGCGUCGACGAGGCCAAGGCGGAGCUGGAGGAGGUGGUGCACUACCUGAGGGAUCCCCACAAAUUCACCUCGCUGGGAGGCAAGCUGCCCAAGGGCGUGCUGCUCGUCGGGCCGCCCGGCACCGGCAAGACGAUGCUCGCACGCGCGAUUGCUGGCGAGGCGGGCGUGCCGUUCUUCUACUGCUCGGGGAGCGAGUUUGAGGAGAUGUUUGUGGGCGUCGGCGCGCGGCGCGUGCGCGAGCUGUUCAGCGCGGCGAAGAAGCACUCUCCCUGCAUCGUGUUCAUCGAUGAGAUCGACGCCAUCGGCGGCCAGCGCUCCGCCAAGGACCAGCAGUACAUGAAGAUGACCCUCAACCAGCUCCUGGUGGAGCUUGACGGGUUCAAGCCCAGCGAGGGGGUGAUUGUGGUGGCGGCGACCAACUUCCCGGAGUCGCUUGAUCAGGCGCUGAUUCGGCCGGGCCGUUUUGACCGCCACGUCACGGUGCCCAACCCGGACGUUGAGGGCCGCCGCCAGAUCCUGGAGUCCCACUUCAGAAACGUGCCCCGCGCCACAGACGUGGACCUCAGGGUCAUUGCGCGUGGGACGCCCGGCUUCAGCGGUGCUGAUCUGGCCAACCUCAUAAACAUCGGAGCUCUCAAGUCUGCGCGGGACGGCCUCUUAGCGGUUAACAUGGCGGCGCUGGAGUACGCGAAGGACCGCAUAGUGAUGGGCGCGGAGCGCAAGAGCGCGGUGAUCAGCGAGAAGAACCGGCGGCUGACGGCGUACCACGAGGGCGGCCACGCGCUUGUGGCAAUGCUGACAGAGGGCGCCCAUCCCGUCCACAAGGCCACCAUCGUGCCCCGAGGCAUGUCGCUGGGGAUGGUGAUGCAGCUACCGGAGGAGGCUGAUGAGACAAGCGUGAGCAAGCGUCAGCUGCUGGCCAAGCUGGAUGUGUGUAUGGGCGGCCGCGUCGCCGAGGAGCUCAUCUUUGGCGAGUCAGACGUCACCACCGGCGCCUCCUCCGACCUUGAACAGGCGACAAAGCUGGCAAGGGCCAUGGUGACAAAGUACGGCAUGAGCUCCGUGCUGGGGCCCACCUCAAUCGCUUAUGAGGACAACGGGCGCAGCCUGUCUUCUGAGACACGCGCAGCUGUCGAGCAUGAGGUGAAAGAGCUGGUGAAGAAUGCGUACUCGCGAGCGCGCACCAUUCUGAUGCAGCACGAGAAGGACCUGCACAAGCUGGCCAAGGAGCUCCUGGACAAGGAGACACUGAGUGGGGAGCAGAUCCGCACCCUACUCAAGAUCACCAGCAGCAGCGGCAGCCAGACAGCAGUCGGCUCCAGCUGACAGCACUGAUGCACAUGUGAGGUCAGCAGGACAGGUCGCUCCAGAAGUCAGGUCAAGUCAGCACAGGUGCUGUCUGGCAGAUUCAGUCUCCUCGGAUGCAGUGUGUCUUGCAUGUAAAAUUUGGUUCAAUGGUGUGUGAUGUGUGGCGUGUUGGGUUUGACACUGCGAUUCAACAUAAAAAUCUUGUGGCUGUGAGAUAUCUGCUGCUGCGCAUUUCUAAGCAGAAACUAUCGUCGUUAAUAAUCACUGGUGGUCUGGUGGUUCCUUGGAUAAUAUGCUCGCUGUUGCCUGUUGGGUUUGCAGAAGUACCAUCAUGACAGGGAAUGCUAGCGUUGUUUUGAUAGUGAUAGAUCGAAGUGAUGUUGUCAUCGUGAGCACUUCUGUGUCCCAUAUUACCUUUGAUACAAUUGC
Coccomyxa subellipsoidea C-169 is the source of this 2492-nucleotide messenger RNA. Its product is annotated as ATP-dependent metallopeptidase Hfl. Gene Ontology annotation, biological process: proteolysis. The coding region runs from base 51 to 2081 and encodes 676 amino acids. Gene Ontology annotation, cellular component: membrane; chloroplast thylakoid. The record is from RefSeq and is a predicted model, not a curated record. Gene Ontology annotation, molecular function: ATP binding; ATP-dependent peptidase activity; ATP hydrolysis activity. NCBI's taxonomy places the organism in Eukaryota, Viridiplantae, Chlorophyta, Trebouxiophyceae, Coccomyxaceae. The transcript is spliced from 13 exons.